GGUCUGAUGCAGCAGCAUGGGCUACAUCAAAAGGUUAAUGUACCGACCAGAGGGGAUAAAUUACUCGAUGUCUUUCUGACUAAUCAUCCACUUCUUUGGAAAUCUGGUAGAGUACACAAAGGCCUGGUGAGAUCGGUUGUCACCGGUUGUCACCAGUUGUCACCGUUCAACCCACAAUUCCGACCAAACCUCAGCGUAAAUACGUCACUUUCCGUGAUACUAGAGACCAUCGAAAACUAGCUCUAAAAGCUAGACUAAAUUCUUUCGACUGGAGUCCUAUCAGCAAUUUGCUAACCGAGAGAAGAGUGUGGAGCUGCUAAAUGCGAGCCUGUGGUCGAUGUUCAAUGGAUGUUUCCCGCUCAUUGUGGGUCAAAGUCUCAUCCAGAGAUCCACCUUACAUAUCCCCCCCCCCCCUGGUUGAGCACCUUUGCAAAAUCAGGAACAGAAUCGCGCAUAAAGGAACCCGUGCUGGGAUGUGGCACACAAAUGUGGCUCAAACGAAUGGUAGGAAACGGCCAAAAGAAUAACUGGCAGGAAGACACAGGGAACGCCCAUCAGCUCGGUGAUUCCACCCAACAUCAUCAUCUCACAUUUUCAAGCCACCGGAUGAGGCAUAUGUCGUCCCCGGGGGGUACCCCCUAUAUCAAUCGGGCGGGGAUCACCGUCGUAUCUUUAAGGGUGUAAAUUUGAAGGCUUUGGGGGUCAAAAUAAGAUUCUACAACACUUGCUUGUAAUCUCGCUUUCUGAUUGGUUGUUAGUUAUAGUAAAUCAGAGGACAUACCACGGGAUUCGUCAUCACACAAUCCUUGCAGGUUCACUUGAAGUGAAAGAGACGAAAAAACUUGAUUCAAAUUCGAAAAAUUCGGUUCACAAUCUUUUCUAGUAAAUGUAUUUUCCAUCCUUACAAAAGAACACUAAAAGAAACGAAGACUGCGGGGUUUUGAAGCUAAAGUUUUAAAUUUUCGUUAAUUUGCGCGCGCUGCAAACACCGGUUGCGCUCGCGCACACACUAAAAAACACACAAUUUCAAACGAGCGCGCGCUGUUUUGAUUUUGUAAAAAAAACUGUUUUCGUGUUUUCUUUUUUGUUUCGCCUGCGAGGCCUGUCACCGGCGCAUUGGAUAUGGAUUUCAUACUUUUUCACGGUCAAAAAUUCUAUCAGUUUUCGGAGCAAGACCGUAGAGGUGAGCUCUCAGUGGUUCCUGCAAGUAUUCCAUGUCCAAGUAAAUAAGGCUUUACACUCAGGCUGACGGGACUUAUGCAUGCAAAGACGCGUCGCCUCCUUCCUAACGGGUGUGUUCUUGCUACUUUACUACUAAUAGCGAUCAGCCUGUGGUAUUUUACUCAGCCUAAUAAGAUGAAAAGCAAGCAGUCUACUUCAGUCACCAGACGUUGCUGGUAUCGCAUUCAGGGCGGGCCCCCACUCGCUACGCCCAAGGUCUACGACCGAGUGCAGACCCUUCUCAUGUUCAUCGGUUACCCCCGUAGCGGCCACACCCUUGUGGGUUCCCUGAUAGACGCGCACCCCAACGCCAUCAUCGCCAACGAGCUCGACAUCAUCGGGAGCUGGCUCGAGUGGAAUGAGGACAAUAGAAACAAGUACUUCCUGUUUGACCAGUUAUACAAGAAUUCCCAUGAGCAAGCUAUAAAGGGAUAUCGUUCAAGGUUCAACGAAUACGUAAUGCAGCAGCUGUUUAAUUAUUCCGUCUUCAGACAAUGGCAGGGGAAGUUUAAAGAUGCUCCCAAGGUAAUCGGCGACAAGCAUGGCCCUGCGACGACCCUGUGGCUGACCAUGAGAAUUUAUGGAAGACCGACCUUCGAGCAGAUCAAGGCCAAGGUCAAUGCCAAGGUCAAGUUCAUUCACGUGAUUAGGAACCCUUUUGAUAACAUCUCCACCAUGCUGAUCCGAACCAAGAAAUUGCGACAUGAUAUUGAGCGCUCGAAAGGCAAAAUUAACGACACGGAAUCCCUUGAAUUCGAAAUCUUGAGAUAUUUUAACCUGGCGGCAGGAAAUGAAGUGCUUAUAGAAAAAUGGCGGGAGAAUAUUCUAGAGAUCCACAGCAAAGACUUGAUCAGCAAGCCACGUGACACAAUACGCCGCGUAUGUAAUUUCCUCGACUUGACUUGCAGCAAGCAAUAUCUGGAUGACUGCGCGAGUAUCGUGUACAAAAAACCUUCAAAGACGCGUUUUAGAGUGCUGUGGACGGACAAACAGAAGCAGAGAACGCUCCAGGCCAUACGGAGGUUCGCCUUCUUGAAAGGAUACACUUUUGAAUCGCUGUAGCGCGUUGUAGGGGCACAAAAAAUAAAAAUUGCAAUCGAAAAAUA
Nematostella vectensis (starlet sea anemone) is the source of this 2327-nucleotide messenger RNA. RefSeq lists its product as uncharacterized. Gene Ontology annotation, molecular function: protein-tyrosine sulfotransferase activity. Gene Ontology annotation, cellular component: Golgi apparatus. Lineage: Eukaryota; Metazoa; Cnidaria; Anthozoa; Actiniaria; Edwardsiidae. The record is from RefSeq and is a predicted model, not a curated record. Gene Ontology annotation, biological process: peptidyl-tyrosine sulfation. The transcript has 4 exons. Bases 1258 to 2283 code for a protein of 341 amino acids.